CUUUUAGCCUUCCUACCCCUACUCCUCAUCUCAAACACAAAAAAGAAGAGGCUCCUAUGGAGCUCAACAGUAGCAUUUCCUCCAAUCCCUUGCUUUCCUUAUCCCUUUGUUUCUUCAUCCCAUUACUCUACAUUUUCAUCUUCAGCUUCCUUUCUAAUAAGUCUCAAUCAUCUCCCUCCAAAACCCCAUGCCCACAAUCAUACCCCAUCAUCGGAAACCUGGUGGGUCUCCUCCGCAACCGCCACCGCUUCCACGACUGGGUCGCCGACAUGCUCUCCCAAACCCCAUCAUCCACUCUCCAAGUCCGCACCUUCCUCGACCUCUCCCAUGGCGUCUGCACCGCCAACCCCACCAACGUCGAUCACUUCCUCCACUCCAACUUCCAAAACUACAUCAAAGGCUCUCGCUUCCACAACGUCCUCUCCGAGCUCCUCGGCGACGGCAUCUUCAACGUCGACGCCCCUCUCUGGACUCUCCAGCGCAAGAUCGCAAGCCACGAGUUCAAAACCAACUCCCUCAAACACUUCAUCUCCGACACCGUCGCUUCCGAGAUCUCGACCCGCCUCAUUCCUUUCCUCUCCGCCGCCAGCGAUGGCGAGAACAGAGUCAUCGAUCUUCAAGACGUGUUGCAGAGAUUUGCCUUCGACAACAUAUGCCACGUUGCAUUUGGCGUGAACCCCGCGUGCUUGGUCUCCGACAACAUGCGCCAAAACACGCCGAGCUCCGACUUUGCCAAGGCUUUUGAUGAUGUCGUGGAGAUUAGCUCAUCAAGGUUUUUGUCGCCGCUUCCUCUGCUAUGGAAGUUGAAAAGAUUUCUCAACAUGGGCUCGGAAAAAAGAUACAAGGAAGCCAUAGAAGUGAUCAGCCGCUACGCCAUGGAUAUCAUUCGGUCCAAAGAACAAGAUCAAGAAGGUGAUCAAGAUUUGUUGUCAAGAUUCAUGAUCUCGAGCUUGAACAUGGAGUUCCAAGAUGAAGAACACAAGAGAAAGUUCUUGAGAGACAUAGUCAUAAGCUUCAUACUUGCUGGGAGAGACACAACGUCAACGGCCUUGACAUGGUUCUUCUGGUUGAUAUCCGGGCAUCCUCGGUGCGCGCGUUUGAUACACGCGGAGUUAUCGGCGGUGGCGUUGGCGCCGGCAAAAGAGCCGCGAAUUUUCAGUUACGAUGAGCUGAAGAAGCUCCAUUACCUACAUGCAGCUCUAUCGGAGUCCAUGCGGUUGUUCCCACCCGUACCGAUCAAUUCCAGAUUGACGGUGGAUGAUGAUGUUUUACCAGAUGGGACUCACGUGGGGAAGGGGUGGUUUGCCGAUUACUCGGCUUAUGCGAUGGGGAGGAUGGAGAGGGUGUGGGGAGAGGAUUGUAGGGAGUUUAGGCCGGAGAGGUGGUUGGGCGAUGAUGGGGCUUUUCAGCCGUCGGAUCAGAAUCGGUUCCCGGUGUUUCAUUGUGGGCCCAGGAUUUGUUUGGGGAAGGAGAUGGCUUAUUUGCAGAUGAAGUCGGUGGCGGCGGCUGUGAUGAAUGAGUUUGAUGUCGUGGCCGUUGAUGGCGGUGCAACUGCAGAGAAGAUGAUGAACCCGCCUUACACACUAGCGCUACUACUUAAGAUGAGGGGCGGAUUGCCUGUUAAACUAAUAAGGAGAGAGCUACACACGUGGUAGGUAGGAUGCCGCGUGGUAGAUGAUGUUUAGACUCUUGAUGUUCAGCAGUAGAUUAAGAAUCUGCACAGAAGAAAAGAAAGAAUCAUGCAUGUAAAAACCUUUGCAGCUACCAACAAUUUGAGAGUUAUACAAUAGAAGGGUAUCAGAUUUAAAUUACAAAAGGGAAAAGAGGAAAACUAGUAGUUCAGUCCAAAGUGUGAAAGUCAAACAAAAGAAUAAAGCCUAAAGCAAGCGUUUACAACUUUAGGCAAUAUGAUGCUAGCUAGAUUAUGUCUGCACUGAUUCAUCUUUCAUAUUCUUUGCAUUCAUGAUUUUCGGCCUGA
Molecule: messenger RNA, 1978 nt
Organism: Corylus avellana
Lineage: Eukaryota; Viridiplantae; Streptophyta; Magnoliopsida; Fagales; Betulaceae
Product: cytochrome P450 CYP94D108
Molecular function (GO): monooxygenase activity; heme binding; iron ion binding
Source: RefSeq, a predicted model, not a curated record